AUGGCUUCACAAGGCACAACCUACGAGCGCUACAAAGCGGACACGAAUCUCUUCACCACCUGGCUUGGGAGGGCAGCAAAAGGCUGUGGUUGGAAACCAUCUUCGAAGCCCAGUGAGUGUAUCUCGCGCCUGCAGCUACUUGGAGAUUCACCUACUACGAGUACCCCGACGCCUACCCCGACGCCUGAAAUUGAUGCGGCAAAAGGGCCACGAAUGAAGGGCAAAGCUCGUAAGCUUGCUAAAGAAGUUGCGAAGGAAAUCCCUCCUGCUACCAGCAAAGCUGCACCAAAUGAGUCUGGGCCAAAUCGAAGAUAUGCCAUCACCACUGAGGAACUUCUCACGCAAGUAGACGUGGUCGCCACAUCUCGUAGCUCGGCGAUGCCCGAUGCGAUACGUAAAGCUCUUUCGGGUGCUAUCGCAGCCCGGCAGAGAUGCGCUGCUUGGUUCGAGAAGACCAACUCAGGGACUCGUGCUAAGCAUAUACCCAAGUCGUUGGACGGCUACCAGUACUUCAUCGGAGUGCUUCAACGAGCUUUGAACAAGCUCGGAGUUACCACUCCCGCAGCUUCUAGCCUUGGCGCUGUGGACAAAGGCGAAAAUGACUUUACCUUCAUGCGUAACGUUUUCGAGGCGCUAGAAGUUGAAGACAUCUCUGAAGAAGAGGCGACUGAAGCCCUUCAGCCUAGUGCUGCCGUCCAAAGCAAUCGAGCUAAGGACUUGUAUGAACUCGCAGUGGAUGCGAACACGGAAAUUGCCUUUACAACCUUUUCGCUAUUCGAAGACAUUUACAGGAUCCGAACGGAGCUUAAACAGGUGUGGACGCAGUUUCGCGAUGGUCAAAUUCAGCUGCUCCAAGCCUCUGUAUUGACGACAGCUGCCCUGGAACUAGUAGACCAGGCCGAGAAAGAAGUCUAUCGGGCAUUACUCGAAUACCAACAAAGUGACACCAAACACAUACAAAGACCUUGCUGGACUUAUCUAUGCCAAUGA
Mytilinidion resinicola is the source of this 990-nucleotide messenger RNA. RefSeq lists its product as uncharacterized. The record is from RefSeq and is a predicted model, not a curated record. The transcript is spliced from 3 exons. Lineage: Eukaryota; Fungi; Ascomycota; Dothideomycetes; Mytilinidiales; Mytilinidiaceae. Bases 1 to 990 code for a protein of 329 amino acids.